AUGGACUCCAAACUAAAAGCCGCCAUUCUGAUUGUUUCAGAUACAGCCUCAGAAGACCCUGCAUCCGACAAGGUUGUAGAUGCAUUGAGGCCCAUUCUGGCCGCGGAGGGGAAGUGGGAACCCCCCGCAUUCAAGAUCGUCCCCGACAAUGUAUUGAAGAUCCAACAAGCCGUCUGCGAUUGGGCUGAUGGCCCUAACUGGUAUAAUCUCAUUCUACUCAGCGGUGGAACAGGCUUCGCGGUCAAGGACAAUACUCCUGAGGCAGUGUCUCCCCUGAUCCAUCGCCAUGCGCCGGGUUUGAUACAUGGAAUGAUUUCUGCUUCCCUGAAGGUGACACCCUUUGCCAUGAUGGCUAGGCCCGUUGCUGGUGUUCGUGAUAAGUCUUUGAUUAUCACAUUGCCCGGAUCACCUAAAGGAGCAACUGAAAAUCUUGAUGCAGUCGUGAAGCUUCUGCCUCAUGCCUGUGUACAGACUGCUGGUGCUAAUUCACGGAGUCUCCAUGCUGGAGGUGUGAAGAAGCUAGAAUCGGAGGCUGGUGUUGGUGAAAAAAAACAGAACCAACACCAACACAAUCAUCAUCACCACCACCAUCACCAUGAUCAUGGACAUGGACAUGGUCACAAGAUUCCCAAAGCACAUACAGCGCCAUCGGACAGACCGCAGUCCAACGACCCGAGCGCAGGUCCUAAUCGGCGCUAUCGCUCUUCACCCUAUCCGAUGCUCUCUGUUGAGGAAGCUCUUCAGCGAAUAAACGAGCAAACCCCCGACCCAGAAGUGGUUGAAGUUCCAGUAACCACCUCCUUGAUAGGCUCGGUCGUUGCCGAAGACAUCUACGCGGCUGAAUCUGUGCCCGCAUAUCGGGCUAGUAUCGUGGAUGGCUACGCAGUUAUCGCACCGGACACAAAAUCAACCGGACAGUCCACUAAGGGUAUCUUCCCCGUGGCAUCCAUUACUCACGCCAACGUCGGCGGCAAUCUGGAGCCAUUGCAGCCCGGCACCAUCGCCAGAAUCACCACUGGGGCCCCUCUUCCCCCAAACGCAAAUGCCGUGGUCAUGGUUGAAGACACGACCCUGGCCUCCUGCACGCCUGACGGGAAAGAGGAGGCGACAAUCGAGAUCCUCACCGAUGACAUCGAGCCCGGCGAGAACGUUCGCGAGCCAGGCAGCGAUGUCUCCCUGGGCUCCAAGAUCCUUGCUCGCGGUGACCUGAUCACACCCGUCGGCGGAGAGAUCGGACUUCUAGCUUCAACUGGCACCAAGACCGUCAAGGUCUUCCGCAAGCCACGGGUAGGCGUUCUGAGCACUGGUGACGAACUCGUAGAGCACAACGACCCCCGAGCCCUAACGGGCGGCCAGAUCCGCGACUCCAACCGCCCAUCCCUCAUCUCCUGCCUGAAGUCCUGGGGCUUUGAAACCAUUGAUCUGGGCAUCGCACGCGACACACCCGCCAGCGAACUCGAACAUGCCCUCCGCGACUCCCUCCGUGGAGUUGGCCGGGCCUCAACCAGCGUCGACGUAAUAAUAACCACGGGCGGGGUAUCAAUGGGUGAACUGGACCUCUUGAAACCGACAAUCGAGCGAUCCCUCGGCGGAACAAUCCACUUCGGACGCGUCUCCAUGAAACCAGGCAAACCAACAACAUUCGCAACAAUCCCCUUCAAACCAACUGGCGAUAACACCCAGCAAGAACGCCAAUCAAAACUCAUCUUCUCCCUCCCUGGAAAUCCAGCUUCGGCCUUGGUAACCUUGAACUUGUUUGUUCUGCCUUCUCUACACAAACUUACCGGCCUGGGACACAGUUCGCAAGCGCUGGCUUCGAAACCGUGGCUUGCGCCACAGCUUGGGUUGCCGCUUGUGGCUGUUGUCUUGACUCAUGAUUUCCCGCUUGAUUCUAAGCGUACGGAAUACCAUCGUGCUGUAAUUACGGGUUCGCGCUCGGAUGGCCGGUUGUAUGCGACUAGUACGGGGGUUGAGGGUGCUGGGCAGAGGUCGUCUAAGGUGGGGAGCCUUGCCAAGGCUAAUGCACUGUUGGUGCUGCGGCCUGGGAGUGGAGUGGCUAGUCGUGGGGAAAUUGUUGAGGCUCUGAUGAUGGGCAAUGUACAUGGUUCGGACUAG
Molecule: messenger RNA, 2115 nt
Organism: Penicillium brevicompactum
Lineage: Eukaryota; Fungi; Ascomycota; Eurotiomycetes; Eurotiales; Aspergillaceae
Product: bifunctional molybdopterin adenylyltransferase MobB/molybdopterin molybdotransferase MoeA family protein
Exons: 4
Coding region: 1-2115 (704 amino acids)
Biological process (GO): Mo-molybdopterin cofactor biosynthetic process; molybdenum incorporation into molybdenum-molybdopterin complex
Cellular component (GO): cytoplasm; cytosol
Molecular function (GO): molybdopterin molybdotransferase activity
Source: RefSeq, a predicted model, not a curated record